This is a messenger RNA of Rhopilema esculentum, 700 nucleotides long. RefSeq names its product sarcoplasmic calcium-binding protein. Gene Ontology annotation, cellular component: endoplasmic reticulum. The record is from RefSeq and is a predicted model, not a curated record. Gene Ontology annotation, molecular function: calcium ion binding. Lineage: Eukaryota; Metazoa; Cnidaria; Scyphozoa; Rhizostomeae; Rhizostomatidae.
ACAGCAAACUUUAGUUCAUCUCAUUACAGCCAUGGCAGCGGAUACAGGCGUGAGCGUGAAAUUGCAGGGUGGCCCUUCUGACCUUUGGAAAAGAAAACUGAAAACAUUGUUCACGUGUAUCGAUGCAGAUGGAAAUAAAUUUAUUAACAAGGAAGAUUUGCCCGUCUUGGCUGGCAAGUUUCAGAAGUUUGGGGGAAUGACGGACGAUGCCAUGAACUCGUUCAGUGAAAAACUGUCAUCAUGGUGGGAUGCAAACUUCAAGAAAGAGGAAUCGCUCAGUUUUGAGGAUUUCAUGAAGGGCAGGAUUGAAGUUAUGCAAUCGGCGAGAGCGAAUGAAGAUGCAGAGGUGCACUACAAAGCCAAUUUGACGAUGAUGUUUAAUGCAAUAGAUUUAGACGGAGAUGGAGUCAUCUCGCUUCCUGAAUGGAAGAUCUACUACCACGCAAUGGGAAUUCACGAUGAGCAGAAGGCUGAAGAGAGUUUCAAAAUUGUCGACACCAACGGAGACAACAAAAUGAGUCUUGAUGAAUACAUUGCCGGCGCCUUCGAUUUUAUGUAUAAUCAAGAGGAAUCUCCCAACACAUACUUCCUUGGUCCAUUGCAAUCUCUAUGACAAUGUUUAGGGCCAUUUCAUCCAUUUAGAGCCCCUUUAUUCGCUGCAUAUUAUUAUAUUAUAAUCCAAUGAAAUAGAGAAUUUAAA